This is a messenger RNA of Cryptosporidium muris RN66, 2643 nucleotides long. RefSeq lists its product as uncharacterized. The transcript has a single exon. Lineage: Eukaryota; Apicomplexa; Conoidasida; Eucoccidiorida; Cryptosporidiidae. Gene Ontology annotation, molecular function: protein binding. The coding region runs from base 1 to 2643 and encodes 880 amino acids. Gene Ontology annotation, biological process: positive regulation of TOR signaling. The record is from RefSeq and is a predicted model, not a curated record.
AUGAAACAAGAUGAAUCAGCAUUCAAUUCUAAGCAUAUGCUUUAUUAUGCUAAAAAACUAACAGGUACACCAAAUUGUCUUGCUGUAUGCCAUUGGGCUCAGUGUCCUGAGCUAUUGUCAGAGAUACUUGAUAAUACUUUGAAAAAUAAUGAAUCAAGUGGGACAAAAGAGCAGGAUACACAAUUUAUGGAUACGGAAUUGAAUCGAAUUGCUGUAGCUGGACGUUCUCUUUUACAUCUAGGUACUGUUGAUGCAAGAGAUGUAGCUGUAUUUUACAAUUUAACACGAGCAAAUUUUGCAGCUAUUGGAUGGUCUAGAGGUUCGCAUACAUUUGCAGGUUUAGCAGUAGAUGGUUCGGCUCAUAUUUAUAAGAUUAGAAAAUCUCGCCAUUGGUAUUUAUCAUUAAGAUUACAAACUCAGUAUAGAGUUGGUUGUAGCUUAGAGUGGCUUGGAAAUGCUCCUAAUUUAUUUGCUCUUGGAUUUCAAGAUGGUUCAAUUCGUUUGUUUGAUGAAGAAAUAGGAAAAAUGACUCUAAAUAACAAAUCAAAUUCUAGUUCUGUGAAAGAGGAUUAUUAUUCAGUAUGGGGUACCUCUUUAGUUCCUGCACCAGUUAGAGAUUUACAUUCACGUUAUUUGGCUCCAGAUACCUGGAGUAGAAAUGAAAUGAUUGUAGCAUAUGAUAACGGGAUAGUAUCACUAUUAGAUUUUAGAUCAAAAUCAUCUCACAGUAUAAAAGUUCAACUAUCAUCACAAGGUUUAAGCUCUAUACGGUGGAACCCACACGAUAACAAUAUUUUUGCAGCUGGUUGCAGAAAUGGAGUAUACAUAUGGGACAUAAGGAUGAUAGACAGUGUUUCGCCAAUUUCAGUUUUCAAAACACAGUCCCCAAUAGCUAAAGUACGUUGGAGACCUGGUUAUCCUACUCAAUUAGCUUAUUGUUGUUCAGUUAUAGAUUCUUCUAUACUUGUUUAUGAUGUAUUAUCCCCUAUACGGCCAAUUAUAAGAUUUUCACAUCAUACAGAUGUUGUUCGUGAUUUUGAUUGGCUAGAUGUUGAUGUAGUAGCAUCUUGUGGGAUAGAUCAUAAUUUCAUUAUAUCAUCUAGAAAAGAUAAUGAACAAUUUAGUCAAAGAUUUCCUGUCUCUGAUGCAAUAUACACACCAUAUUGCAUGCAUAAUUGCAUGAAUUCAGAGCUUAUUUUGUCUCAUACCUGUCCAUUUAUAAUGACUGAAUUAACAACUGAGAAAAUAGACUUAAAAAGUUUACAUUUAAAAGGAGAUAGUAAAGAGUCGAAAAACUUGUCAAUAUUUGAUUUUUGCAUUGAAAAUAAUGGUUAUAUAGAUUCAUCAUUAUAUUCAGCUUGUGGUUUUCUCCCAGAUAUCGGUUUGACUCCUUUUCCCGGAGAUUUGGCCUCAAUUAUGGAUUCAAAAUAUUCUAAAGUAAGAUCUAUAAGCUAUCAUUUAGUUGUAAACUCAGACUCUGAGUGGAUAACCAGAAUUCCAAAGUUAAUGUAUAUUGGUAUAUCUCCAUGUUGGAGAACCCUAAUAUCUCAUUUUCCAUAUAUAAAAUUAGAGAAAUGGUUAAAGAAAUGGAAAGAUAAAUUCAGUAAGUUUGAAAAAUGUGAUAUUAAAGGGGAAUAUUGCAAUCACAAUGAGAAUAUUAACAAAGUCACAUGCAAUUAUUUCCUUACUAAAAGUUCAGAUGAAUCAAACAUAUAUCUAGUUACUUCUGGCUGUGGUGAAGGCUUAACAGAUUUCGUUUUUACUAAAAAUUCAGCUAUAAGACUUAGUAACAUUGACUUUGUAAAGGGUAUAUGUGAAUUAUUUUGUUUAAUAUUUAAUGAUCAAAAUGGUGAUCCAUGGUUUGAAAUAUUGCAACAUAUUGAAGCUAAUCCAAAGAAUUUAUCAGAAAUAAUUGAAACAACUCUGGAAAAUUGCUUAAAUAAAAAUGAUGUUGUUUCUACUCUUAUACUAUUUUCAAAUAUUAUUUUACUAUUACAGCCUUCAACAUGCAAUGAUAUUUUUAAAACAAUAUCAAGGAACGAUCAAAUUAGAUGGUUUAUAUCCUUAAUACAGUUAUUACGAAAAUAUAAAAUGUAUAUUUUAGCUUGUCAAAUUAUUAAAGCUUGCCCUAUGGCAGAAAUAAGAAAAUUAACUCAAGAAGGUCUUACGGAAUCUAAUUUUUAUUGUGGUGGAUUGAGAAGACAAAAUUCUAAGCACAGCGGUGAAUUCGAGAGUAGUGAGAGUAGUGACUCUGAAGGAUUAGACUUAAAUGAAACUAGACCUAUUAAGAAUAUCCAAACUAUAAAUUGUAAAGAUAAAGAUAUUAGUUAUAGCAAAUUAGUGGAUUCAAAUACAGAUAAUCACAAUAUAUUUAAUAAAGUAGGAUCUUCAAAGAUCUGUAAAUUACAAAUAAAUCCUAUAUCAUUCAAUAUUUACAACAAACCUCGAAACGACAUUAAUAAAUGUAUAGAAUGUAAUGAAAGCAGGAACAUAUGUUGUAUUUGUUAUAUGCCUGUACUAGGACGCUGGGUCGGAUGCCCCAAUUGUAGGCAUGGGGGACAUCCUACGCACCUUAAGAAUUGGUUCCUUAAUCCAUUAAAUUAUGGAUUUUGUCCCUCAGGUUGUGGACAUAUAUGUUGUUAG